Messenger RNA from Hibiscus syriacus, 1763 nucleotides. Its product is annotated as growth-regulating factor 8-like. Gene Ontology annotation, molecular function: ATP binding. Gene Ontology annotation, cellular component: nucleus. Gene Ontology annotation, biological process: regulation of DNA-templated transcription; DNA-templated transcription; developmental process. NCBI's taxonomy places the organism in Eukaryota, Viridiplantae, Streptophyta, Magnoliopsida, Malvales, Malvaceae. Bases 49 to 1578 code for a protein of 509 amino acids. The record is from RefSeq and is a predicted model, not a curated record. The transcript is spliced from 5 exons.
GAGGAGUGAACUGAAGUGGGUUUUGUCUGUAUUCCGUAAGGGGUGCGAAUGUUGGAAGAUAAGGAAGCAAAGCGAGACGCAUGGCUGAAAAUAGCGCACCGCUUCACCGUAAUAUCUGUCAACUCUUCUUUUAUAUAUUACCAACAAAUACCACUGGCUUGGCUUGAGAUGUGUGACGAGAAACAAAGGGGAUUCAUUUACAAUGUCGGAUGGGAAACGUGUCAUUUUGAAGACAUGGAUACCGGAAACAAUGAUUUUGUGGGUAGAUCAGAUCGGGGUUGUGAUGUUGGGUUAGGUUUGAUGAUGAUGCAAGAAGUUGAGGACUCUUGUUCAAACAAGAGCUUCGUGGCACUUGACCAGCAUUCUUCAGCGUCACCAUCUUCUUGUUAUGUUGAAGGAUUUGAUGGACGAGCUAGUGGUUGUGGUGGGCCCAUUGUUUGCAACACAAGCAAUCAGAAACCAUGCAGGGGUGAUAUAUACGAUGUUGUCGGUGCUGCUUCUGCUUCGGCUUCUGCUGCAGUUGUGUUAAAGUCUCUGCACCAUCACUCCUUUUCCGCUGACCCUUCUUUUGCCCACAAUUUCUCUGGAAAAAUGACAGCCCCUGUGAAUGCUAGAGUUCCUUUCACAGCAGCUCAGUGUCAAGAGCUAGAAAGGCAGACCAUGAUAUUCAAGUACAUGAUGGCCUCUGUCCUUGUCCCUGCUGAACUCCUUAUACCCAUCAAUACAAACCCUUCAAAUGUAUCGAUGAAGGGGGUUUUGGAAAUGGGGUUUUCGAGCAAUAGCUCGGACCCGGAGCCAUGGAGGUGCAGGAGAACAGAUGGGAAGAAAUGGAGGUGCUCGAGAGACGUGGCUCCUGACCAAAAAUAUUGCGAGCGUCACUCCCAUAAGAGCCGUCCCCGUUCAAGAAAGCCUGUGGAAUUGCCAAACCACUCGUCCAAUAACAACAGCAAUGAUCACAAAAUGCUAACACUUAAAAACAUGGCAUCUGAUGGCAGUGGCACCAAGCAGCCUCAUCAAAGCCCACAUUUUACAAGCCACAACAACGAUGUUCGUUUAUUCACAUCUUCAUUUGAUCAACCCAGGUGCUUGGAGUGGUUCGUGAAAGGGGAGACAACCGUUCCUUUUGCCAGCAAUUCCAACACCGAGUGGCAGCAGUUUAAGGCACAAGGCACGAAUUAUGGGGGAAAUGCUAGUGAACAUCAUCAGCUGCAUCUAAACGAGCAGUUCAGCCCCAGUUUAGCCUCUUUGGGAGGAUCCUUGAACCUCAACCAAACACACUCACAAGACACGAGGGCCUUCAUCUCUGCAUGGUCGACAGCGGAUAGAGAGGUUGUUGAAAUGGAUGGAAUAGGGAGCAAACGCCAUGUUUAUUCAAAUGAGAAGCUGCCACUCUCAUCUCUCACACUGUCAAUGUGGGGCGGGAACGAAAACAAUCGAGAGGAAGACGAUGAGAACAGUCAUGAAAUAACGGAAACCAUCUCAUGGAUGGGGUCGUCGCCUGGUGGACCACUGGCUGAAGCAUUGUGCCUUGGCAUUGCAACAAGUCAAACCACAAGUAGUUGCAGCAAGAGCACAUGAGACAUCCCCCUAAUAGCUACUAGCUAACUAUAAUCUUCAGUUUAAGCAAAAUAACUUCAUUAACUUUGGUAAUCUUAGAACAUUGCUAAUAUUGGACAAAGGGUUUUCUUGAAAUGAAAAUUCAAUGUCAAUGUUAAGCUCAGAAGCUUAUGGAAUGCGAUGAUUAGUGAAUGGCCAAAUGCCCU